AUGCUGUUCGAUCACCUCACCAAACAACUGGGCAAACCAACGCAGAGCCCCUGGGGAUGGAUGGUGAAAAAGUUCUUAGAGAGGAAGGGUAAAUUGGUGGAAGUGAAUGCUGUCAAACUGUGUGACAUUCAGCCUGAGAAUGUGGUGCUGGAACUGGGCUUUGGACCAGGGCUCGGUCUGCAGGAAGCUGUUAAACGCCUUACGCUGCCGAAGGGCAAGCUCUAUGGGCUGGAUUACUCUGAAUACAUGUACCGUGUAGCCAGCAGGAGGGUGCAGCCUGAUAUUCAGACCGGCAAGGUGACAUUGUUUCAUGGCAGUGUGGAACACAUCCCUCUGGAAGACAACGUGGUGGACAGAGUAUUUCACUGCAACUGUUAUUACUUCUGGCCUGAUCUGCAAUCUGGAUGCAGAGAGAUUUACCGAGUUAUGAAACCAGGGGGACUGAUGGUCACCACCUUAAGCCUUGAAGUUCUAAGGAAGAUUGUUGCUGCUGGAUUCUUGAAGAAUACAAAAUGGCCACCUGAACCAUACAUGGCCACUCUCCGUGACACAGGAUUUGUUGACGUGUAUAUGGAGCACAAACAAGAUCAAGGGAAACCCUUUCAGGCUAUCUUUGCUAGAGCAAAUAAGCCGUGAAUGUGCUGUCAUCUCUGAUGCCUCACUAGCUCAAUAAUUUGGGUUUACUGAGCUAUUAUA
Molecule: messenger RNA, 696 nt
Organism: Hemiscyllium ocellatum (epaulette shark)
Lineage: Eukaryota; Metazoa; Chordata; Chondrichthyes; Orectolobiformes; Hemiscylliidae
Exons: 2
Coding region: 1-636 (211 amino acids)
Biological process (GO): sterol biosynthetic process
Cellular component (GO): endoplasmic reticulum
Molecular function (GO): sterol 24-C-methyltransferase activity
Source: RefSeq, a predicted model, not a curated record